Messenger RNA from Syzygium oleosum, 1700 nucleotides. RefSeq lists its product as uncharacterized. The transcript has a single exon. Bases 158 to 1645 code for a protein of 495 amino acids. The record is from RefSeq and is a predicted model, not a curated record. NCBI's taxonomy places the organism in Eukaryota, Viridiplantae, Streptophyta, Magnoliopsida, Myrtales, Myrtaceae.
AGGUGGACAAGCCAAACUAGCUCAGGAGGGAAAGGAGAAAAAUUCCCUGGAUAUGAAGCCCCCCACCCACUAUAAAUAUGCAAUAAUUUUAUUGACAUUGGUUCCAGCCAGUGAUAUUUGAUCCCCUCAGCUGCUUUUCCUCGACUGAGUCCUAGCCAUGGACGCAGCAGCAGCAUCGGCGUCGGCGGCGGGCUCGAGGAUCAAAACCUUUAACGUCCUCUUGUGUUCGUCCGCCGGUAGAAUGGCUAACCCCACAAACUUUAUUCAACCGGCUUUCUCUUCCUCCAGGAAGGAAAUGCUUCCCCUUUAUACUUGCAGCAGAUCUUUCCCUAAUAGAUUUCACGGCCUCAAGAGAUUGUAUCCAUGUUCCAGCUCCAAAACCGGUCCAGUCCCUCCCGUCAGCUGUUCCAUGAAACCACGCAUUGACAAAAACAAUGCAACCAACAAGAAUCCCACCACCGAGCUCGAUCAGAAGUCGACGGUGCCAAACCUGGACACUCCACUGCCUAAUCCGCCGGGUACAUCAACUUCUUCUCAAGGUCUGGUCUUUGACUUGGGUCCUAGCAAUUCCUGGGAUUGCCUGGAAGUCGGUUCGCCGGUGGUGAAAAGGUAUAUCGGUGACAAUGAGGAGAGAUGGUACAUGUGGUAUCAUGGGAGACAUGGUGGCAGCAACGGCUCCGAGUCCAUCGGGCUUGCCGUUUCGAGCAACGGGAUCCAUUGGGCACGGGGAGGUGACACAGUUAGAUCUUGUGCAGAUGCAGGAAUGGUGAUGAACUGUCGCGACAGUUGGUGGGCUUUUGACACUGAAAGCAUCAGGCCAUCUGAGAUGGUGAUAAUGUCCAGUCCGAUGUACAGUGCCGUUUACUGGCUUUACUAUACAGGAUAUAGUUCUGACGAAGUUGAUUCGUCUGGAGUGCCUACCAUUUCCCUAGGAAACCCAGAAAGAUUUAGCUGCGAUCGGAAUGACAACGAAAAGAGUGCAGUGGGCAAAAUUUGUAAAUCGCUUCCUGGCUUAGCCUGCAGUCAAGAUGGCAGGCACUGGGCCAGAAUUGAAGGAGAUCACCACAGCGGAGCUUUGCUUGAUGUGGGAUCUGAGAAGGAAUGGGAUUCUUUGUUUAUCGCGGCACCACAUGUUAUAGUGCACGAAAACGAUGAUCUCAGGAUGUAUUAUUACUCCUUCGACAAAGAUAAUUGCCAGUUUGCCAUUGGACUGGCAAGGUCCAGAGAUGGAAUCAGAUGGGUCAAGUAUGGAAAAAUCCUGGGAGGGGGAUCAAGCGGUUCCUUCGAUGAGUGCGGAGUCAAGAAUGCUUGCGUAGUAAGAAACAGGAAAGCGGGAAACUACUUGAUGGCGUACGAGGGUGUCGCAGCAGAUGGGAAGUGGAGUAUUGGAAUGGCAGUCUCCGAAGACGGAUUGAAGAACUGGAAAAGGAUUCACGAAGGCCCAGUGCUUCAGCCUUCUGAGGACGAAGGAUGGGACAAUAAAGGGGUGGGCUCGCCAUGUCUGGUCCAGAUGGAGAACAGCAUCAACGAGUGGAGAUUGUAUUAUGGAGGCUUUGGGAUAGGAGGAAGGACGGGAAUCGGAAUGGCUGUGUCUGGAGGCAGUGACAUUAGUACAUUCAGAAGGUGGUCCGGGUUUUGCUUGUAAACCAGAUGUACAUAUUGGUCUGUGAUUACAUAUUUCAGCAACAGUUUUAGCAAAA